GAAAAGGAAUCGAGAAAACAAAGAGAUUAACAAUGAAUAUCAGAUAGACGAGAUAUAGAAAAAGAGAAAACAUUUCCGCGCACAACACAAGGAAAAUAACAUGAAAAUCUAAGAAUCACCAGCUUUGCGAAUCGCAAAUCACAUGCAAUUCGAUCUUAUCUAUAUCGUAUGGCAAUGUAAAAUAUCCGUACCAUGAAUGAGUUCCAGCAUAUUCUUUCACAGACAUUAUUUCAACACAAUUAACACCCAGUUGUUUACAGUUAAAACGUGAAGUAGGCAAAUACGCUCCACAAUUUAGUGGUUAUGCUCAACGCGAUGCACACGAAUUUCUCAUCGCUCUACUCGAUGGUCUACAAGAUCAGAUAAUGAAAACUACUGCUGCUGCAUCAGCAUUCUCCAUCAUCGAACAAUUGUUCAAUAUUCAGUUGAUCUCCCAGAUGACAUGUCGUGCCUGUGAAGUAACAGGAAGUGGAACUGAGUCAAUAAAGUUUUUGUCACUACCAUUGCCAGAUAAAUCAAAUGAUCCUAUUACGUUAUCUAGUUUAUUAGAUUUAUUUGAAAAAGAACUCGAUGGACAAAUUUAUUGUGAUUCAUGUGGACAGAUUGCUCGAGGUCGUCAGAAGACACGUCUCGAUAUAUUACCUCGAUCAUUAUUGUUCAACUCAAACGACAUUGUUUCUGAAGAAUUUUUUAACAACUUUCUGUUAACAAGAAAGAGAAGGGAUUUAAAAUUACAACUUUUGUUGGACCUCUUACACCUUUGCUAG
This is a messenger RNA of Didymodactylos carnosus, 767 nucleotides long. The record is from the annotation of a GenBank genome assembly. NCBI's taxonomy places the organism in Eukaryota, Metazoa, Rotifera, Eurotatoria, Philodinida, Philodinidae.